CAAGCGGCAGCUGACCCGGAUGUUCCUCCAUUAGCAACAUGGCGGCCGCCGUCAGCAGCAACAUUGUCGUCUCGUUGUUGCGUUGCUAAAGUGUCAGUUAGCUCCUUCAGUCCUGAUCCAGCAGAGUCUCUGUAUGUCUGGAUAAACCUCUGAAUGGACUUCUAGAGGUUCACCUUUGUUUCUGGAUGUUGUUCCUCGGACUCAUCUCCCGGUAGCCUACAAAGAUAUUCAAGUUAGCUUAGCAUGCUAACAGACCGACGGGGACGGAAGUCAGCAACACAGCGCUAGUCCCAGUUUAAAGGAGAGCAAACGGGCUUUGUGACGGAGUUUGUGUGGAGGAAACGUUUCUGUCGUUGUGUGAAGAUGUCUAAAGUCCAAAUGCUGAGAUGUUUAGUCAACCAGCGACUAACUGCGGCUGCGCAAGAGAUAUUUGGGCUGUUUGAAAGAACCAUAGCAGAGUACGAGGAGGAACUUUGUAGUUCCAGAGAGGAGAACGAGCGACACCGGAAACGACUGGACGCUGUGUUCAACCCGGAAGUCCGGAAUCAAAGAGCAGACGUCCAGCAGCUGGUUGUGGUUAAACAAGAGGUUCCCUUUGAACAGCAGGACUGGAGCUCCAGUCUGGACCAGGAGGACACAGACCCCCCACACAUUAAAGAGGAACAGGAGGAACUCUGGACCAGUCAGGAGGGAGAGCAGCUUCAAGGUCUGGAGGAGGCUGGUAUCAGGUUCCCAUUCACUUCAUUCACUGUGAAGAGUGAAGAUGAUGAAGAGGAAGAGGAAGCUCAGUCCUCUCAGCUUCAUCAAAGACAAACUGAACGUAUGGAAACAUAUGAUGAUGGAGAGGACUGUGGAGGACCAGAACCAGACAGGAAGUCAGAUCCAGACACACAUUUACAACCUCAUACUGUUGACAAGGCUGGAGACUCUUCUGAACCUGAGACUGAACACAGUGAUGAUUGGAAGGAGACCAGAGAACCUCAGUCAGGUUUAAACUCUCUGAAUAAUGAGGAAGUUAAUGUCAGUGAUUCAAAAUGUAGUUCUGGUGAGAAACUAUUUGGAUGCUCUGAGUGUGGGAAAUUAUUUAGCUUCAGGGGAAAUCUGAAGAUACACAUGAGAACUCACACAGGACCAAAACCUUACAGCUGUUCAGUUUGUAAGAAGUCUUUUACACAUAGUAGAAGUGUACAGAAACACAUGAGAAUCCACACAGGAGAGAGACCUUUCAGCUGUCUCGUGUGUGAGAAAGGGUUCAUUGAAAGUGGAGAUCUGAAGAGGCACAUGAGAAUUCAUACGGGAGAAAAACCUUUCAGUUGCUCAGUUUGUGAUAAAUCGUUCACACAGAAUGGAAGUUUACAGAAACACAUGACAACUCACACAGGAGAGAAACCUUUCAGGUGCGUAGUGUGUGGUAAAGAUUUCACUGAAAGUGGCCAUCUGAAAAGACACAUGAUAACUCACGGAGGAGAAAAACCAUACAGCUGCUCUGUUUGUAAGAAGUCUUUUACACAUAGUAGAAGUGUACAGAAACACAUGAGAAUACACACAGGAGAGAAACCUUUCAGCUGCUCGGUGUGCGGCAAAGGUUUCAUUGAAAGUGGAGACCUGAAGAGGCACAUGAGAAUUCAUACAGGUGAAAAACCUUUCAGUUGCUCAGUCUGCAACAACGCAUUUGCACAGAAAGGAUGUUUACAGGCGCACAUGAGAAUCCACACAGGAGAGAAACCUUUCGAAUGCUCAGUUUGUGAGAAGAGAUUUGUACGCAAGUCGAGCCUGAAGGCACACAUGAUAACUCAUAUGGGGGAGAACUCCUUUUAGUUCUGUUUGUGCUGAAGGUUUUCUACCAACGGUAAAUCUGACACUUACACAUCAAAGUCCACACGGGAGAAACAAUCUAAUACAACUAAAUUAGAUUAGUGCAGAUCUCCACCAAUGGGUAGACAAAGAUGCUGGAUUCACACGAGGUGUGUAAAGCCCUCAUUGUUAAAACACAAACCAGCACAAACAUAAUCCUUUACUAACACAUCCCACUAUUAACAGACACGUUACAAGCUAACGGCAAUGAUAAAUAACAUAUGUAUUUUGGAACAUGAAAACAGCAAACUCAGUCCUGCACUGCAUGAUGGGAAAUAUGGGCUGUUCAAAGCAAAAAAGGUUAAAUUCUGGAACUGGACUUUUUUGUACACAAUGCAGCCGAACACUAUUUACACGCUAGGCAACAAAAGACUGUUUAUGCCGAUAUACAUAAGGCAUUUUGUUAAAAUGUUUGUUUGUGCUACAGCUUCUCGUUGUGUGGGCGCAGGAGAAGGAAAACACCUUUAGCCGCUCUGAGCAGCACGAUGAGUCUCUCGCCGAGCGCCGUCCUGAUCAGAGCUACUCGCCGGUCGGGUUUUCAUAACGGGGUUUGUAUUUAAUAAACCUGACCCACGCACAUUUAUGGAAAAGGGCUGGAUGUGAAAUGCUGUAGAGAGCUUCUAGAAUGUCAGCCAUGAAAUGAAAUAAUUAAACAUGAAUUUCAAGGUAUUGUCAUGCACAACUGGCAUAUUUUGGAAACCGGUCCUCAUCUUAAAUCAGGUUUUGAAUAUUCUUCUUGCUUUGUUUACAAACCGGCUCCAAACAUUUCACUCACUUCUUUCUUAUCGAUCAUUGGGGAUGGUAAUUAUAAGUGUGCGCCCAAUGUAAUCUCACUUUAUAAUGUCUCAUAAACAUUUUGGGAACAAUAAUUCACUAUCAAUAAUAUUUUUCUAACCGCAAGGUUUGGUAUAAUACAGAAAGCAAAAAUAAUGUAUGUACUUGUAUGUAGGAAAUGUAAAAACACUUUUUUAUUUUGUCCACCAGGUGUCACUGUCCUCCUGUAGAUCGUUUUUCAUGGUUUUCAGAUUGUCAUAAUUUAGGUUAGAUGUUUUGCUGACAAUUUUAAUAGCUCACGUCUAAUAAUAGACAUCCCGAAUACGUACUGUAAUGUCAAAUUAAUGUAUCUGUAUGUCUUUUAAGGAAAAUAAUUAAAAAAAUACACAGUG
Cyclopterus lumpus (lumpfish) is the source of this 3020-nucleotide messenger RNA. Its product is annotated as zinc finger protein 501-like. The coding region runs from base 364 to 1818 and encodes 484 amino acids. NCBI's taxonomy places the organism in Eukaryota, Metazoa, Chordata, Actinopteri, Perciformes, Cyclopteridae. The record is from RefSeq and is a predicted model, not a curated record. Gene Ontology annotation, biological process: negative regulation of transcription by RNA polymerase II; regulation of immune system process; regulation of cytokine production. The transcript is spliced from 2 exons.